CUCUCCCGUUAGGUCGCUAAUCUCAAAAAAGCAUACAACUGAGUUCCCGUGUCUUCCAUGGCCGUCUUGUCCGUCCCUCGGCCAGCAGCCAUCGCCGAAGCACCACCUCUCGCAUGCACUCGUCGCCAUGCCGGCGUCCAGCUUCGUCGCGCUCAGGUUGCUAGUCAUCGCCGGCUAAACGUCGCAAUGGCAGCCGUGCGGCAACCCGUGUCGCCCGAACAUGCAUCGUGGAGAGUCGAGGCGGGAAGGAGCUCGAGCUCUCAAGGCCCGCAUCCCGCCGCAGCUGGCGGCGAGAGGCUCCCAUCGCUCCCCGUGCCGCUCCUCCCCGCCGCCGUCCUUCCGCUCAUCAUGACGUCACCCGCAGCUGCAGCCACCCUGAUUUCCGAGUCGCAUCACGCGUUCGACUCACUUGCGGAUCAAAUGAUUGCCACGUCAUCAUCGAGUCAACUCCAGCCUUUCCUUGCAGCGCUGCCCAACUUGUCAACAGGCCUCAACCUUCUCCAAAACAUUGGCUUCGAAUCAGCAAUGAACACGUGGCAGGACGUUGCAUUCACGCUUCAAGACAGCGUGGACGAGUUUCUCUACCUCGCCAGCCACCUGGCCGACUCGCACGACCUGGCCGCUUUGUCGCCCGCGACUCUCGCGAUCAUUUUCGUCGCGGGGCUGCUGACGAGCUUCGCGCCGUGCACGCUCAGCCUGCUGCCGCUCACCGUCGGCUUCAUCGCCGGCUUCGACUCCGCCGCUCCCCCCUCCGCCUCACCUCCCCCGCCCUCAUCCUCCCCCCUCUCGUCCCCCCCCUCCACCGCCUCUCCCCCUCCCUGCUGCUGCUCCUCCUCCGACCCUGUCGCCCCUCUCCCCCCCGCGCCGUCCGCGCGUCCCGCCAGCGCGGCGCUCAACUGCAUUUUCUUCACGCUCGGCCUCGCCGCCACGCGCACCGCCAUGGGCGUCGCCGCGGCGCUCGCCGGCCGCCAAGCCGUGGGCGACGUGGGCGACGCGCUGCCCGCCGCCGUGUCGCUGCUCGCCAUGCUGGCCGGGCUGCACCUGCUCGGUCUGCUGCCCGUUCACCUGCCCGCGCCUCUGGCGGCGCGAUUCAGCCCCGCGGCGGUGAGCGCGCGGGUGCCCGCGCCCGUGCAGAUGCUGCUGGGCGGAGCGGCCUUCGCGUUCGUGGCGUCGCCGUGCUGCACCCCCGUGCUGGCGUCGCUGCUCGCUUUCGUUGCGUCCACCAGGGACGCAGCGACAGGCGGCGCGCUGCUGCUGAGCUACACCAUGGGCUUCGCUACGCCGCUGCUCGUCGCCGCAUCGUGCACCGGCGCGCUCAAACAGAUCUCAGCCGUCCGUCGGUACUCUGGGUGGAUCAACCCCGCAAGUGGCGUGCUGCUGCUGGGCGGAGGGGCGUAUGUGUUUGUGGGGAAGGUGCUGCCGCAUGCCGCUGUCAUGACAACCAUCAUGUGAUGUGGCAGAUGGACGUACGGUACUGUAGACUGUACACAUUGACCCGCCUAGGACGUUUAGCCUGCUGUUUCCUAGGUCCAAUGUCGCCAACAAGGCCCUGUGGUAGAUGCCUUGUUGGGAAAGCAGAGGAGUAGGGUUCCUUGUUUAGACUGGAAUUUUG
Molecule: messenger RNA, 1612 nt
Organism: Closterium sp. NIES-67
Lineage: Eukaryota; Viridiplantae; Streptophyta; Zygnematophyceae; Desmidiales; Closteriaceae
Source: the annotation of a GenBank genome assembly